AUGUUUGGAGCACCGAAACAUUGUGUGCUUCAGCUCCAGAACGACGAAGCCAGUGCCAAUAUUAAUUGGCUUGACGUUGUCAAGGAAAGGAACUAUCAGGCCGAAUACAAAGGGAAUGGAAUUCAUCAUUUCCAUAUGUGGGAUCGGGGCGUGAUUUCAUCAAAGCCAAUAACACUGUGCUUGAAGAGGUACGAAGAAGAGAUCGAAUUCUCCACCGCAAUCCGGAGUCAAAGAUCGCCGGGCUUGCCCUUUUCCCUGGAAUCAGCCGAAGAGCCAGCAAUCUUUACGCCAGCGCAGGUUGACGCUGAUUCGCUCGAUGGGAUGACUAUUGAGACUCAAAGAACAGACGUGCAAGCCAGUGCUUCAAAACGCGAUGCUGGAACACAGAACUUCCCCAAAAAUAGGGCUUGGCCUGCGGAAAUAUUGAAGCAGCUUCCUCUAUGGUUCGAACACCAAGUGCAGGAGAAUCUGUCGGAGGAAGAGAUUGCCCGGAACUUUCACCGAAAAUUCAAGCAAAAACGGACUUUUCAUGCUAUUGAGGCAAAAGUGUAUUCCUUAACAGGAAAAAGCCCUUUUAGGAAGCGCAAUAAGAAGGCCUCGCGCAGAAGACCUGUGGCUUUGACACCUCGCUCCUCCCCACCGCCGUCUCAACCCUCUGAAUCAGUGGAUUUCACCCAACAAUUGAUCUCGAGGUCGAACAUCGAGGUUCACGCUUUACACUGCGAGGAUGGAAGCCUUUACGCCCUCCAUGGUGUUCAACCGGCUGACCCUGAACCAGAAUCCAGUGACUCACAUGCAGUGCUUGAACAGGAUACUGUGAAUCGAAUGUUAAGGUUCCGGCACGUAUCUCAAGAGCAUGAACUACAGUCAGGUACAUGCCAAAAUGAAUGGCCAGUUCGAGGAAGCCAUCAGGCUGAAGAAUCGCCCAAAGACCAUCCAGUGCCCUCAGAUCUGGUGCCCAAAAGUCAGCCAAGGAAUGAUAAUCCAAUCAAUGUCCUCGCCGCAACAUCAGGGAUGGUUGAUUCUUGCUUCACUCGAAGCUCUCCCUUAGAACCCCCUCGAAUAUCAGAACCUAUCCAAUCUUCAAUCUGGCAUCCCUCUGAAGGUGAUACCACACUCGAAGAGCUAAGCCAAACGCUUAUCCAUCGUACUGAGUCCAGUGCAAUGCACGUGGAACAGACAGAUACGGCGCAUGGCAACAAACCAUCAAAGAGACUUUCUCCGCAAUCUUCAUCGCGUGGAAAUCCAUUAGCUAGAGGUUCAGCAAAUGAGGGUUCGAAUAAUGAAAGCCACACAGAAAGUGUGGCCAUGUCACCAACGCCCUUCCAAGUUCCUGAACCAAGCUCCACUGGUAACUCGACUGAGCAUCACCCUCAAAACUGCGGAAGUGAUGAACCAACCAUUGAUACCUCUGAAAGAGCUUUGACUGACGAAGGAUUGAUUAUAAGAUGUCUCCAUGAGAAGUCUAAAGCACAGGCGGCGCGUUCUCAUCCCAAUUGGAACGAUAAGGACCUGAACCGUUUACUAGGGUGGCACAUGAAACGGAAAAACCUACCAAAGGAGAGACUUGAAGUUGAGUUUCUGAGAGAUUUUGGCCACUAUCGAUCUCCUUCCGCUAUCGUUACAGCUUGUCGCAGAAAGAGAAAGGCAGAUUCUCGUCAUAAAGAUGUAACCUCAGCCCCCACUCCAGGUCAACUAGCUCCGGUUGUCCCUACCGUUCUUGAUACUAUGCGGGUAUCACGAUCACCCAACGCCAUCAUUGGAUCCGACAUUCCCAGCUUGGAUCCAUCCCAUACUAUAGCUAUACCGAGCAAUGAGAAUAUUACACUUAAGCAUCCACCGUUGGAGCGACCUCGAUCGCCACAACUCAAUCAGCCGCAGGUUUUAAACAACACAGAGAGACUUUCUUGCAACAGUCCUCCACCAUUGAAUGAGGGCGAAGAAGCAAUGAAUCAAAAUCCACCGACUGCUGUUGCUUCCGAAUGCGCUUCUGAACCGAUGGUGUUUUCAACACCUCCUGAGACUGUCGAUAAUACCUCCACAUUGGGCACUAGAUGCCAUCGAGUUGAAAUCACGCCAAACCCUCCAGCUAGGUUUAGAGCAAUUAAUGGCUGUGGAAGAGAAUGCCCCAACCAGCCUACCUUCGAGAACGUGCAGACAGGUUCACAUUACUCAGGGUUGUCCACCGGAACACCCGAAGGAGCUGGGGACCAACCGUCAGAUUCUACUGGUAUUUCGGACGCCAACAUUCCACAACUGGAAAUGCGCCCAAAUUUGCAGAAUACGUCGCAGCCUCAAAUACGAGACAUCAAUAUCCCACCCACAAACAUUCCCCAGCCCAGUUACACACUAAUCCCAAAGUUUCAUACUCUGGACCAUCCCAUUACUACACGCCCAAUUCCCAAUCUGGGGUUUCCCAAUCUAUCGGUGCAUCAGGGAUGGCUGACACAGGCGGUUCGUUCAUAG
Molecule: messenger RNA, 2466 nt
Organism: Penicillium concentricum
Lineage: Eukaryota; Fungi; Ascomycota; Eurotiomycetes; Eurotiales; Aspergillaceae
Exons: 5
Coding region: 1-2466 (821 amino acids)
Source: RefSeq, a predicted model, not a curated record